Lymnaea stagnalis (great pond snail) is the source of this 990-nucleotide messenger RNA. The record is from the annotation of a GenBank genome assembly. Lineage: Eukaryota; Metazoa; Mollusca; Gastropoda; Lymnaeidae.
CUGAAGAUGGCGGCCAGUGGUCGAAAGGAAAGCUUAGCUGAAGCCCUUAACAGUAAACCAGCCUGCGUGACCUCCGUCAACAAGUUGGGCAACCAUUUGAUCCACACGGCUGUCUUGAAUGGGCAAACUGAAAUAGUGAAACUCAUCGUGAAGUCUCUGUUUGGUGAGUCUGUGAGGGACGGCGGGGUGUUUGGUUUUUGUGGGAAGACAAGUGAAAAUAAUUGUUUCACAAAAUUUGGUAAGUCUGUGAUAGAUGACAGCGGAACUGUUUGGUAAGUCUGUGAUGGUUGGCGGCGUAAGUGUUUGGUAAGUCUGUGAUAGAUGGCGGCGUAACUGUUUGGUAAGUAUGUGCUAGAUGGCGGCGUAAGUUUUUGGUAAGUCUGUGAUAGAUGGCGACGUAAGUGUUUGCUAAGUCUGUGCUAGAUGGCGGCGUAAAUUGUAAAUGUUUGGUAAGUCUGUGAUGGAAGGCGGCAACACAAUGGUCGGCAAAACAGAAAUGAGAGUAGCAGAAUAUGGGAAAACCUGAGAAAAAAAAAUGAGGCAACGAACGUGUCGGAAAGAUUGCUUCUUCAGAGUACAAUGAACAGUAAACACAAUUUUUUUUUAAAAUAAGAUUUAGCUGCAAUAUAGAAUCCGAGAGGACAGAAAGAUGAAUGAUACGGAGAAAAAAGAGCUUCAUUUAAUUUAUAAUCCAAUUUUUCAGAUUUUAAGUCCAAUUGUUGUUUAGGGUGGUAACCAUGAAAAAUCUCAGACUUGGUUUUUCCCUACGUUGAAAAUAAAAAGCUUACUAUUAAAUAUAUUUAAAUCGUUUAUUUCCUUGGCCCAUUAGGUGCCCUAGAAGUGGACGCGCUCAACAAUCAGAAGAAGACGCCCCUUCACCUGGCCAUUGCCACAGGGAAUCCAGAAAUGGUGUCCUUGUUGCUGGACCUGAAUUCCAGCACCGACAUCACGGACGACUCGGAGAUGAUGCCCAUCCACCUGGCGGCUGAA